AUGUCACAAUCAACUAAAUUAGCUGUCGUUGGUACUGGUAUCUUUGCCACUGAUACUCAUCUUCCAACUAUUCAAAAGAUCUCAGAUUUGAAACCAUAUGCAGCUUACAACAGAACCAAACUGAAGGCUGAAGAUUUCGCUAAAAAAGCAGAAAUCAACGUUGUUUAUGAUUCUUUGGAAGAAGCUUUCAAAGAUGAAAAUGUUGAUUUUGUUGAUGCUUUAUUGCCAGUUCAAUUCAAUCUUGAUGCUGUUAAAUUGGCUGUUGAAAAUAAUAAGCCAAUUUGUUUUGAAAAGCCAAUUGCUGCUAACUUGACACAAGCUAAAGAAAUUGUUAAAUUAAGUGAAUCAUCCGAUUUACCAAUCAUGGUUUUAGAAAAUUGGACUUAUUUGAAAGCAAUUGAUGUUUUAAAGAAAGAAGUAUUACCAAAAAUUGGUGAAAUUACUGCAUUUACUUACAAUGCUACCGGUCCAUUCAAUGAUACCAACAAAUAUUUGGCUACUGGUUGGAGACUUAAACCAGAACAUAUUGGUGGUUUUUUAAGUGAUGGUGGUGUACAUCAAUUGGCCUUGUUGACUGAAGUUUUGGGUGAAGUUGAAUCAUUAAGUGGUUUAACUAGACAAUUACAAGAACAAAGUGGAACUGAUGAUGUUUUGUUUUCUACUUUGAAAUUGAAAUCUGGUGUCAUUGGUACUUUCACUUAUGGUUCUGCAUUUGGAGCUACUGAUAAAUCUACUUAUUUCAAGAUCUUUGGUAAGAAUGGUAGUGUCACUUAUGAUUGGUCUCCAGCUUUGAAAACACCAACCAUCACUUAUGAAACUGGUGAAACUGCAGGUAAAGCUUCUUCUAAAACUGUCAUUGAAGUUGCUGAGGUUGAUACUAUUGAAGAAGAAUUUAAAAACUUUAGAGAUGCUGUUGUUAAGAAGGAUAAGAGUAUAGUUAGAGUACCUCCUAGAACUGCCUUCCAUCAUUUGGCUAUUGUUGCUGCCGCUUUGGAAUCUUCAAAGAAUGGUGGUUCUAACGUUAAAGUAGAAAACCCAUAG
Messenger RNA from Candida tropicalis MYA-3404, 1041 nucleotides. RefSeq lists its product as uncharacterized. Lineage: Eukaryota; Fungi; Ascomycota; Pichiomycetes; Serinales; Debaryomycetaceae. The transcript has a single exon. The record is from RefSeq and is a predicted model, not a curated record. Gene Ontology annotation, biological process: NADPH regeneration. Gene Ontology annotation, molecular function: oxidoreductase activity; nucleotide binding. Gene Ontology annotation, cellular component: cytoplasm. The coding region runs from base 1 to 1041 and encodes 346 amino acids.